Vigna angularis (adzuki bean) is the source of this 5163-nucleotide messenger RNA. RefSeq names its product translation factor GUF1 homolog, chloroplastic. Lineage: Eukaryota; Viridiplantae; Streptophyta; Magnoliopsida; Fabales; Fabaceae. The coding region runs from base 29 to 1837 and encodes 602 amino acids. The record is from RefSeq and is a predicted model, not a curated record. Gene Ontology annotation, biological process: positive regulation of translation. The transcript has 19 exons. Gene Ontology annotation, molecular function: ribosome binding; GTPase activity; GTP binding.
GCAACGGAGCAGUAGACUAAAACUUUCAAUGGCCGCAGAAAUAUGUGGCGCGUCUCUAUUCUUAUCCGCUAAAACUCAGCUGCAAGUGCAACUGCAACUGCAACUGCAACAACGACACCACCAGCGACUCGCGUUUCAACGAAGCAGAACAAGAAAAAUCACUACCAGGUUCCACUCAUCCAAACGCUGCUUUAGUUCCGGCUUUCCAAAUGCUUCCACGUUUCGCCGCAGUGUUGUGUGCCAGGUCGCCAGCACCGACUUCGAAUCCGCCGCCAAAGCCGGCGAGCAUCGACUCUCUAAGGUGCCGGUGCGUAAUAUAAGAAACUUCUGCAUCAUUGCGCAUAUUGACCACGGGAAAUCGACGUUGGCGGAUAAGUUGCUUCAGGUUACUGGCACGGUGCACCAGCGAGAAAUGAAGGACCAGUUUCUUGAUAACAUGGACUUGGAGAGAGAAAGAGGCAUCACUAUUAAGCUCCAGGCAGCUCGAAUGCGUUAUGUGUUUGAAAAUGAACCUUAUUGCUUGAAUCUAAUCGAUACACCAGGUCAUGUCGACUUCUCGUAUGAGGUUUCACGGUCACUUGCUGCAUGUGAGGGUGCUCUUCUAGUAGUAGAUGCUUCUCAGGGUGUUGAAGCACAAACCCUAGCUAAUGUUUAUUUGGCUUUGGAGAACAACCUAGAAAUUAUCCCUGUUUUGAACAAAAUAGAUCUUCCGGGUGCAGAACCAGAUCGAGUUAUCAAGGAGAUUGAAGAGAUUGUAGGUCUAGAUUGUAGCAAUGCGAUUCUCUGCUCUGCAAAGGAAGGAAUUGGUAUAAUUGAUAUUCUCAAUGCAAUUGUUGCAAGAAUGCCCCCACCUGAAGAUACAUCUAAAAGACCAUUGAGGGCUUUAAUAUUUGACAGCUACUAUGAUCCAUAUAGAGGUGUUAUUGUAUACUUUCGAGUUGUAGAUGGGUCUAUAAAGAAAGGUGACAGAGUUUAUUUCAUGGCUAGUGGGAAGGAUUACUUUGCUGAUGAAAUUGGAGUUUUGUCUCCCAAUCAACUUCAAGUUGAAGAACUGUAUGCUGGUGAGGUGGGCUAUCUAUCUGCAUCAAUAAGAACAGUAGCUGAUGCGAGAGUGGGUGACACUAUUACUCACUAUGGCAGAAAGGCUGAUAAUUCACUUCCUGGAUACGAGGAAGCCACUCCUAUGGUGUUCUGUGGCUUGUUUCCUGUUGAUGCUGACCAAUUCCCUGAUCUGCGUGAUGCACUUGAAAAGCUACAACUCAAUGAUGCUGCACUAAAGUUUGAACCUGAGACCUCGAGUGCCAUGGGGUUUGGCUUUAGAUGUGGGUUUCUGGGUCUUCUUCAUAUGGAAAUUGUCCAGGAGAGACUUGAGAGAGAAUACAAUUUGAGCUUGAUAACAACUGCUCCAAGUGUUGUGUACAGAGUAAACUGUGUAAAUGGUGAUACUGUUGAGUGCUCAAACCCAUCUUUACUUCCUGAGCCUGGACAAAGGAAAUCAAUUGAGGAGCCAUUUGUUAAGAUUGAGAUGCUUACACCAAAAGACUACAUUGGUUCACUUAUGGAACUGGCACAAGAAAGAAGAGGGCAGUUUAAAGAAUUGAAAUUUAUUGCUGAAAAUAGGGCAUCAAUUGUCUAUGAAUUACCAUUAGCAGAGAUGGUUGGCGAUUUCUUUGAUCAGUUGAAGUCAAGAAGUAAGGGUUAUGCUAGUAUGGAGUAUACGUUUGUUGGGUACAUCGAAAGUAAUUUAAUUAAACUUGACAUAAGGAUAAAUGGUGACUGUGUGGAGCCAUUGGCCACAAUUGUGCACAACGAUAAGGUUUCCGAAAGAGAAACCUAAUCAAGAACGCUCCAAAUACCACACGUAACAGGUACACAAUAGAGAAAAAAGAAUUAAACUGAGUAUUAUUCACAAAAGAAUGGUCUGUACAACUACAGAUACAAAGGGCUUAACCCCCUCCACAGGACAAAGCUUGUCAACAACCUAACUACCAAAAGUCCCCCCUCCACUAAACAAACAACUAUUUAUACAACUCCUCUCCUAUCCUAAUCCCCUUUCCCAUUAUAUCCAAAUACCCUAUGUCCUAACAUUACCCUCCUCUCUUUCAACAACCUUGUCCACAAGGUUGAACUCAGGAUAUUGAUCUUGGAUAGUCACCAGGUAUAUAACUCCAAUCCUCACAAACCCGAAUUGCUGUUCCAGACGAAUCCCAAUGAAUACCAGACUCAACAUGUUAGCAAGCAAAUGAAUAAUCCCAGCGUGUAACCAAAUGCAAGUGACAAGUCUCCAUCCUUGAUACCCGUUCUUAACAUUAUCCCACCGAAGGGCUCCCAUCUUGGUCAAUGUUGAAUAAGAAGGACCAAGCAACAAAUUCUCCUGCAUAAGUUCGAAGGAGAACCUUCCAAGGAACUUGGCCACGCAGCCACCUUGGGGACCGAGGUUAUUCUUGGGACAAUUGUUGAUGUACAUGGAAAUAACAAAAACAACAAUAUUAGCAAACACAAACAUAGGAACCAGCCAUGAUGUCCAAUGGGUAUCAGCUUCAUAAAGAUUAGAAGACUCAUGCGCAGUGUAGUUUUCCUCUGUUCUGUUGUUCUUGGUUCUCCCAUCGCCAGUCUUAAGAUCUCUUCUGACCAUAAUUUUUUGUCUCUCGAUCAAACCCAAUUUCCAAGUCUCAAAUUUUAUUCUAUAAGGAUGCUUUGUAUCACGAGGUGGUGGUAAGCCCUGCACCUCCUGAAAUACUCGGUAGUGCGCCUGCAGCACUGCCUCCAAUUCUGCUUUCUGCUCACCUGUCAAGUCAACUGGUCCCUCACCAUCCACCUCUUUCUCCACUUGGCCCCGAUCCCAAACCAUCACCCAUGACUCAGCAUCUGUCAACUUUAAUAAAGCCUGAGGUUCAACCAGCUGUCGGGGCAAAGCAGGGUCACCUUGUAUCAUCACCUUCUUACCCUCCAGGUUAUAUCCGAUGGUCAUUUCUUUCCAAUUUAUCAUCACCUCCCCCAAUUUAGCUAGCCAUUCAACCCCCAAGAUGACAUCUACAUCGCCCAGUUCGAAUAAAUGCAGCCUCUCCUCAACUGCUACCUCUGCCAGAAUAAUUGCUACCUUCUCACAACACCCUCUCGUCUCCCUUCUCUGACCAUCGCCCAGACUCACUUGAUAAGGAGGUGUGUCUUCUAUGGACAACUUCAGCUCUUCCGCCAAUCUCCGGCUAAUAAAGUUGUGACUGGCCCAGCUGUCAAUGAUUACCAGUACUCCCCGGUCUCCUAUCAUUCCAUUCAACUUCAUAGUUUUGGGCUGAGUCAACCCCUCCGCCGAGCAAGCAGACAAUUCCAUAGGUUUCAGCUCCGGUUCUACCCCGUCGCUUGCGUCAUCCUCCGCCAAAAGCAGAACGCGUAAACUCCUCUCCGAGCAGCAGUGGUCGGGAGCAAAAGGCCCCCCACAUCGAAAGCAUCGUCCUUCUUUUCUUUUGAGGAAUUUGGGGUAUGGUAUGUUCCGCACCAUCCUUCUCGUAUUAACACUUCCUCUGAUCGUACUCCCUUUCGUGCUACUUGUCGUCGCAUUUCCAUCUUUCCUACCGACCCAUUUCCCUAUGUUCCGCCUGAUCGAUUCAUUGACUGACGAUCGAUCUCGCCUCGUACAACUGUCGUCAUAGUUCGCGCCCCCGCUGGGUUCACCUUAAAGCAGUUCCAACCUCCUCCUCUCGCUCUAGACAUCACGUCUUCCACAUCCCGCACAAUCCUCAUCGCACCCAUCAAUUCUUGAGGAUCUUGAAUGCGAACCUGCCCCUUAAUGUCUUCUCGCAGACCGGUGAGGAAAUAUCCCGACACCAGUUCCUUCGAUAAUCCAUGGGUCUGACCUAAUAAUAUUUUGAAAUUCCUGACGAACUCCUCCACUAAUUUGUCUUGUCGCAGCGUCGCAAGCUGCCCAAACACAGUUCCCCUGAACCCUCCUUCAAACUGACUAAUCAACGCUGCUUUCAGUGCCGACCAAGAUCGGUUCUUGGCUUUGUCUUUCCAAAAUCUAAACCAAUAACUUGCACUACCUUCCAUACUAAUGUAUGCGACCUCCACCUUGUCCUCCUCCGCCACCUUCUGAAUAUCAAAGAAGCGUUCUGCUCUAUUAAUCCAACUGUGAGGCUCCAGUCCUUCAAACGCCGGCAGAUCCACUCGUGUUCGCCAAUUCUUUCGUAUCCCCACGUUAUCGCGUCUUCCUUCAUUGUCAUUCACCGAGCUGUUGUUCCCUUCAGAAUUUCCGUCGUGAUUGUUAGUUGGCCCCCCAUUAUCCUCAUAAGUUGUUGCAGGUUGCGACGCAUAGCGGCAGUCUCCGCCUUUAUCCCCUCCAUCGUGAUCUCAAGAUUCUCCAGUCUUCCCUCCGUAGUUCCCUCCAUCUCCGUCACACGCCCCUCUUGAUCCGGCAGGUCGGACCAAUUGAUAGGUUUCCGAAAGAGAAACCUAAUCAAGAACGCUCCAAACACCACACGUAACAGGUACACAAUAGAGAAAAAAGAAUUAAACUGAGUAUUAUUCACAAAAAAAUGGUCUGUGCAACUACAGAUACAAAGGGCUUAACCCCCUCCACAGGACAAAGCCUGUCAACAAUCUAAUUGCCAAAAGUCCCCCCUCCACUAAACAAACAACUAUUUAUACAACUCCUAUCCUAAUCCCCUUUCCCAUUAUAUCCAAAUACCCUAUGUCCUAACAUACCGUCUCUUUAAAGCUAUGGUUAAAAAAUAAAAGGAAACAAAUUGUACGGCUUUGAUUCAAAUCUAAGUGGUUUAUUUAACUAUUUAAACUACUAUAUUCGAAUCAAUGACGGGUAAAAAACAACAAUCCUUACAAUCCUUACCCUCUUAAUUCCUCGCAUCUCAGCGUUAACUGCUAUUUCACUACACUACUAUCACUGAUUAUUUCCCUUGCACAUACCUCAAGUGCUUUUGCCUCUAAUUGCUGGACUUGAACCAUGAAAUAUCACAAGAUACUAUUUUAACUAUUUAAAAAGUUAUCUAUGGCUCACUCGGUUUACUGUUCACGUCUCACUGCUAGUCCCGUCUGCAUAAGCUAUACUUCAUCAUGUAUUAUAUAGGCUACACCAUUAUAGUUAAAUUUGGGGCAUAUGUUGUGAUUAUACUUUUUAAUUUUGAUGUCUACAAAUUAUCGGAAAAUCAG